Molecule: messenger RNA, 1590 nt
Organism: Condylura cristata (star-nosed mole)
Lineage: Eukaryota; Metazoa; Chordata; Mammalia; Eulipotyphla; Talpidae
Product: UDP-glucuronosyltransferase 2B31-like
Exons: 6
Coding region: 1-1590 (529 amino acids)
Molecular function (GO): UDP-glycosyltransferase activity
Source: RefSeq, a predicted model, not a curated record
AUGUCUUUGCAGUGGACAUCAGUUCUUCUGCUGCUCCGAAUGAGUUGCUACUUUAGCUUUGGGAGCUGUGGAAAGUUGCUGGUGUGGCCCACAGAGUAUAGUCAUUGGAUAUCUAUGAAAACAAUUCUGGAUGAACUUGCUGAGAGAGGUCACGAAGUGGUUGCUCUGACACCUACAACUUCCAUUCAAAUGGACUCCAGCAAACCAUCUGCCAUUAAAUUUGAGGUUGUCCCUUCAAGUCUCAAAAAAGAAGAUUGGGAACAUCAUGUCGGGCAGCUUCUUAGUCUAUGGACAAAUGAUACAGCAAAAGAUGUACCUUGGAGAUAUUUGCAAAAAAUAAAGGAAUUAUUUUGGAAAAGUUUUGAUUUAGCUGAAAUUGGAUGUAAAGAUGUAAUUUUGAACAAGGAUAUAAUGGCAAAACUUACCCAAGAAUCAGGAUUUGAUCUCAUUCUUGCAGAUGCUGUUGCACCCUGUGCUGAGCUGCUGGCAGAGCUGCUCAAAGUCCCAUUUGUGUACACUCUACGCUUCACACCGGGAAAUAUAUUUACAAAGUACAGUGGAAAACUUCCACUUCCACCUUCCUAUGUACCUGUUUGUUUGUCAGAAUUAAGUGAUCACAUGACAUUCAUGGAGAGGGUAAAAAACAUGAUAUAUAUGCUCUAUUUCGAAUUUCAUUUUAAAAAAUUCAGUGAAAAAUGGAAUCAACUUUAUAGUGAAGUACUAGGAAAGCCUACUACAUUAUUUGAGCUGAUGGGGAAAGCUGAAAUGUGGCUCAUUAGAGACUACUGGAAUUUUGGGUAUCCUCACCCACUCUUACCAAAUUUUGAGUUUGUUGGAGGUUUCCACUGCAAACCAGCCAAACCACUGCCUAAGGAAAUGGAAGAGUUUGCACAGAGCUCUGGAGAAAAUGGUAUUGUGGUGUUUUCUCUGGGCUCAAUGAUUAGUAACCUGCCAGAAGAGAGAGCCAAUGUGAUUGCAUCGGCCCUUGCCCAGAUUCCACAAAAGGUUCUAUGGAGAUUUGAUGGCAAGAAGCCAGCUACUUUAGGGGCAAACACUCGGCUGUACAAAUGGCUCCCCCAAAAUGACCUUCUCGGUCAUCCAAAAACAAAGGCUUUUAUAACCCAUGGGGGAGCCAAUGGCAUCUUUGAGGCAAUCUACCAUGGUGUCCCAAUGGUGGGCAUUCCCUUGUUUGUGGACCAGCCUGAAAACAUGGCACAUAUGAAGGUCAAGGGUGCCGCUGUCGUACUGGACAUACAAAGAAUGUCAAGCACAGAUUUGCUGAAUGCACUGAAGACAGUUAUUAAUGACCCCUCAUACAAAGAGAAUGUUAUGAAAUUAUCAAGGAUACAGCAUGAUCAGCCAAUGAAGCCUCUGGAUCGAGCUGUCUUCUGGAUCGAGUUUGUCAUGCGCAAUAAAGGGGCCAAGCACCUGCGGCCGGCCUCCCAUGACCUCACCUGGGCCCAGCUCCAUUCCCUGGAUGUGAUUGGGUUCCUGCUGGCCUGUGUGGCAACUGCAGUGUAUGGCAUCACAAAAUGCUGUCUGUUUUGUUGCCGGAAAGUGGUCAAAACCAGAAAAGACAAAAGGGAGUAG